Cladocopium goreaui is the source of this 1368-nucleotide messenger RNA. Lineage: Eukaryota; Dinophyceae; Suessiales; Symbiodiniaceae. The record is from the annotation of a GenBank genome assembly.
AUGGUCCGUCGCAAGCAUUGCCUUACGCGCACCCAGCAGAUCUUCCGCGAGCUGACGAAAAGGUCAGUGAUCGAGUGGCACUGGGGACCGCCUGCCAAUGUGGUGGCACUAAAUGCGAAAAGUCGAUGCUUGGCCAAUCAUUGCUUGGACGACUUGAGGCGGGCAAAUCUUUGGGUCCCACGUUGCGAGGCCUUGGAAGAAGAUGGAACGCCUAGCUGUGAGGAGAUAUCCAGGCAAGAUCCUUCUCUACUGGACCUCUAUGGCAUUACCAAAAAUGGGCCAGCGGAUGGCAAGGACGCUGGUGCCAUCAACGGACGCGAGUUGAAAUUCUAUAAGAAAUCGGCUACUGGAUUGCAGUUUUUUCAGUCAGACAAUUUCCGCGUCCAUUCUUCGCAUUCUGCAUCCCGUUGGGAACUGAAAAUCGAUGGAGCUACGUGUCCCAGUGGGAAAAUGGCGCAAGAUCUCUACGUCCAGCCCCACAUGAAUCCCCAUCGCAUCAAUGGUUUUGGAUUCCACUGCAAAGGUGUCGGAAAAGGAGAUCACAAAGUGACUGUUCACGUGGGACCCACUCCGGGGUACGAGUCCGCCGGCCGCCAUGACGCCUACACGGGCCACGGUUGGGGCAAAAACGCCGCAUGGCACCUGGAAGCGCAAGAGAUACCGGCAGACUACCAACUUUAUCAUUUCAAGUCAGGUGCUGGGGGGGAUGGUCGAAGCUCUGGAGUUGUCAACGGCCGCACUUUGAAGUUCAAAAAACUCUACAAGGACAGUCGCUUACGGCUCUUUUACUCCGACAAUCUUCGAACAUAUUCAGGGAGCUACGCCUCGUGCCGUUGGACCAUUCGAGUGGAUGGCCAGGCAUGCAAGAGCGGCAACAUCGCGGGAGACGUGUACGUCCAUCCCCAUGACAACCCACAUCGCCCCCGAAGCUUCGCGGGCUAUUGCGAUGAUGUCUCCGUGGGAGAGCACACGGUUGAUGUCUUCAUAGGUACUACACCAGGCUAUAGCUACUGUGGCGGCUGGACCGGAUGGCAUCCAAGUGGAGGUGGAGCUCACUACCUGCUAGAGGCUGAGGAGAUUCCGAAUCCCAGCAGCUACCCUAUGUUGCAUUACAAGAUGGCGCACACGAGUGAUGGUAGAGAUGCGGGUGCUUUGGCCCAUUAUCAGCUGAGUUUUGAGAAGAAGAACAAGGAGACAAGUCUUCGGCUUUUUUUAACUGAAAACUUGCGGGCAUACAGCUCACAAUACGGUUGCACUUGCACUUGGGAGCUGUGGCAAAAUCGUGGUAAGAAAGUGAUGUUUUGAUAUGUUUUGUUCGACCUGGCCAAGCCGCCAAGGCUCAUUUUUUCCAUGUUUCGAAAACAUUCG